AUGGCUCUUCUGGAUGGAGAGAGACUCGGAGCAGAGAUGGACAAAGUGAACAAGAGUUUGAGGAAGGUAAGACGGUUUCCAAACUGAUGCUUUUUUUUUCUUUUAAAACUGUUGUGAAACUUCUUCAUGUGCUGAAGUGACAUCCUUGACCUCCUUGUUUCUGCUGACCUUUGUGAUUUGAAUUCAAGUUUUGGAAAAAUCGUUAUCACGCUGAUAAAUUCGAGUCUGAUCUUUCAAAGCUAGUUCACCCCACGUUUAUGCCCUCUUCUUUCCUGAAGACACCUUUCAGGCUUUCACACAUAAACACUUUGACACCCUGCACACUUGGAAGCAGCUACUUGAUACUUUUCCUGUUAUUUCCUCACAGUCCAGCAUGAAUGAAAGCUAACAAACUUAUAAACCUCACUUGCAUUUUACAACACUUGAAUCGAAAUUUUAAUAAUUCAGAGGUUUUGGAAAAGCCUAUUAUAUACACUAUAGACUAAUUAUAACUUCCCCUUUUCCUCUUGAUUGUGCCACUAUCGAAAGCUCAAGGCAGAGAUUCAAGGAUGUGUUUAUUUUUAUGUUUUCUGUCCCUGCGUUUGAGACGUUUGUUUAUUAUCUGGAGAGAUGACUCGUGCUCGGUAGCAGCUGGCACCGAGCUAUAUUUGCACACCCUAUCUCCUCUAGAGGGAGGGGCAGUGUUUUUGUCUGUAAUUAAACCCUUCACUCAGUGGCACGCCCGAGUGUUUAUGCUUUGACUGUGGUACAACGUGAACCGCUCAAAAAGUACACUUUAACAUCUGCGAGUCUCUGUGGCUGCAGAUUGACAGCACUAAUUGUGCUCCGAUGGGCUCCAAAUGGCCCUGGGGUAAAAAGCAGACUCUUGGAGUGAAGAUGUGAAAAUGUAUGUGCAGAUUUGAAGAGUUCAGCUUAACGUUUAACUUGUGUUUUAUAUAUCUGGAAAAAUGAAGCAUCAACUAACACACAGCAAACAAAAUAAGCGGUCAGAAUUUUCUCUUUUUCAUGGACUUAACUGUUGAAAUGACGCUAUAAUGUCUUGUUAGAGAGUCUCUCAGAAAACAUAGACCUACUUUGGGUCUCAGUUUGCAUGAAUCUGCAUUAGAUAAAGUACAAACUGGUACUUCUCACUUUCCCAUUUGUUAUUUCUUUGCCAAGUCAAUACACUCACAAACAACCACUACCAAAAACAAAUCUCAUCAUUUUAAUAAUUUAUCCAGAGAAAUCGAACUCCUAAAAUCAGCCUGUAAACUGGUCCAAACCUCUCUUAUAACCUUGUAUUUUGUUUCUUUAAAGUAUAUUUGUCCCUUUCCGGUCGGUCAGUGUCCCGUUUAAGAGCCCCUCACAGGGUGGUCUGCUUCAGGAAAUGAUUUAGUGCUGCUUGUAUUCGUUCGUUGGGACAAGUCAGACAUGCCUGAAGGAAUAACUGAGCGGGAGCACGCACACAGACAGGGGACAUGUAGCACAGUGAACCAGCGCUGGCUGGAAAUGUGAUCUAUGAGGACGGCAUGACCUCGGCGAAGCUCGACGCAAUUACACUUUCAAGAGGGCUCCCACAGGCAAGUAGGAAACGCUGGUUUUUACAUUUCACGGUGUUAACUUACUCUGCUUUGACUACAGGGGACAUGCAAACAAGGAGGUUGCGUAAGAGCACAAACACAUAAACAAGUUUAUUCAAUGGCACAAGAUUAUUUUAGGGGAGACACUUGUUCUGUUUCUUUAAAUAGAGCUGAUUACAGAUAUGCUGGUAUCUGUCGUAUAAAUAUCUCGGCCUUUACGAGUAUAGGUGAACCUCUUCAAGCUCGGGAACUAUAGGUGUCGUGUGACGAAGUCAAGGGGUGUAAACCAGACAGGAGAGAGGAAGAAGAGAAGUGCUCAAGUCUUUGACUGGAAGACCACCACAGGAUCGUGAUGUGCGAGUCAUGAUCCUGCAUUAGAAAUGAGAAACAGAAAUCCAACUCAUGUUGGGGUAAGAGGUACAGAGUGUUACAGAGUAGUCACAGGAUUGGGAAAUGCUGACCCAACAUAACUACCUGUUGACCUAAUGGGGGUUAAAGGGUCCCAGUUGAACCGGGCCUUCAGCCCCCCAAUAACAGAGUGAGAACGUUUACACGCACAGUUAAAGGGAUAUUCUGGUGUAAAAUUGAGUUACGGUCAAACACACCAAUACCGAGUUAGACACCCUGUCGAGAGAUGAAUGUUGCCGACUGCUUGCUUCUCUCGUUAUAACAACUUAAGUAUCGACCGCAUGAUAGCAAUACACAGCGGUCUGAGGAGCCAUAAACAAACCUCAACCAAAACGUCACUCUAUAGACACAAAUAAUGCUCAGAACAGCACCUAACUUCAUCAACAGGACAUAUAGGGCCACAGCACUAGCCACCAAACAUCUUUUUAACUUUGACUGAUUUCUUUAGCAAAGAAACUAAACACAACUCACCUACUCUCUUCCAGCAGCCGCUUGUUUGUGCAGAGACCUCAGGUCAGUCCAUUACGGACUGCAGCGGGGUGACGCAGCUCAAGGAAAAACAUUUAUGAUAAUUUCUUUAUCAUUUCCUUGAAGUAAUAAUCACCAUAUUUAUCAUUUUGCACUGCAGACACGGUAGUUCUUCUGCCUGAACUUCUCAGUCUGAUUGAAUUUCCAUGAAGAAAUGAUUAUAAAUGCCACACACACACACUAAUUCUAUAACGCUCAUUUUAUCAGCAAAAAUAAAUAUGUCUACAGUCUGGUUCAAACACUGUCUAGUCUGGGAGGCUCUUUUUCUGUCUGCACAUUUUUUUUUAAUUACUCAUUAGUUUUGAAAUUUAAAGGUUACAUGAUUUACAUAACUGUGGCCUGGCUGACUUGAGUGACUUGAGAUACACUCUGUUAUACUGUUUCGGCCAAAUUGUAAAUGAUUGUAAAAGUUCAAUUUUUUUUAGGCACAACAGAUAUUGUAGUUUCACAGAGAAGUGAAUGGAUUUCUGACUGAGUUGCCUUUCCCUCUGUGCUGAAUGAAUUAUCAUUAUCUCGACUGUGUUUAUGCAGUGAAGGAGAAGUUUACAUAUUUGAAAGCUCCAGUGAGAAACUUUCUGUUUGUGUCAACUUUGGCGCCCCCUGUGGACAAAGCAGACUCUCUUUGUCCUGUCAUAGUAUAUCAUCUUGCUCCCGGUGGUCUUGUUUACUUUUGUCACAUCAUCAAUAUGAGUCUCCAUCUCUUUCAUAAAUGUCAAAAAACACCUCAGAGGAGCUUUAAAAUCUGCAACACCAAAUAUAAAGUGCGCCCCUACACUCUGGGGAGAAGAUACAAAUCUGUCUGUUCGAGUCACUUGCAUAAUUUCCUGUCCCAGUCUUCCCCUCUUGGGAGUCAAUAAUGAACCGGAAAGGUCAAAGAAAACAUGAAUGAGAUGAUGAGCAGAAUCAACUCAAGUGAACCUGAAAAAGCCAAACAUUUUCCCUGAGAUUGUGUGAUCUUUUUGGGGGGAAUGACGUAGUGAUCCCACAUCAUAGUUUACGCCUGGGGCUGCAGUUAUUUUAACGCUCCGGUGUAGACAGCUCUCACAGAUAAGAGCACUAUUUCUGACAUUCAAGACAAGAGUUAACCUUUAUCAGAGGAAGAAAACACAUCAUUAGUGAAUUUCAGAAAUGAGGGGGUGGAGGCUAAGUGUGCUCUGAAUCUUGAUUUGCUGAGAUGAAACAUUAAACCGUCUGAUAUAAGUGAUAUAACUGAUAAGAAACAAGUUUUCAAAGCUUUCAGUAAAACUAAACGUAACAAAUCAGUCAUCUUUCACUCCCAGCCCAUAUGAGAGCUUAGAGUUUCUUUUAAGGUAAAUAUUGAUUUCAGAAGCAGCGUUCAUGUUGGCUGCCAUCUGAACAGACACUUGUGUUGUACACCAUCUUUUCUGAACUUGGAAGUCAUAUAAACUAUUUCUUUUAUACUGACAGGAACAAGGCAUGCAAACAAAAAAGGUCUGCACCACAGUUAAAAUCUAUGGAAUGUACUUUUCUUUCCCCAAUGCAGUGAUUGACAUGAAAGUCUACAUGUCCUGAGAGUAUGUGUAAUUUUCUUUUUCAGCUGUGCAGCAGAUAAAAUUACUACACUCCACAGUGUUUUUGUAAUCUAUAAACCAGUUUCUGCUUCUUCUGUUCUUUCCUGGUACCUUUAUGAAAAGACAGACUGAGAGGUUGAAUGUGCUGCCAAACAUGGGAAACAGCAAAGAUCUGAAAGCUCCAUAGCAACAUAUAAAAUGUAACAAUCCUACAAGUAACAGACUCAAUUUGUCUUGUUAUUUUUUGUGCAAUUUUGACACAGGUGAUGAUAUUUCCAUUUGCUGCCUGUUGUGUGAUUUGAUUGCAGGCCUUGUCAUUUCUAGAUCAAGAGCCUGUGUGUACUAAUGGGCUUUUGUUGCACUGGCCACACUCACAAUCUUAAUUUUAGAGCACUAACCAUCAGUGCUUGCUGUUGCUAGGUUACAAAAGUAGUCUCUGCUUACUUUUGUAGGAGCCACUUGUUGACAAAAUUAACACCGGGAGUCCCGCCCCUUCUUGAUUCUCGGUGAGCUGGUAAUGGCAGCCUUUUAAAAACGUCUUCUGAGAGCACUGAGAGUGCAGCGACAAAAAACAUGUGACAUUGAGUGUUUUGAGGAGGCUGACAGUUGGUUCGCUUGACUACAUUGGUCUGGUAGAAACAGAGUCUUACCAGGACCAAAAUGUUGUCAGUGGACACAGGCCCUGAAGUUAGAAGAACUAAUGCUGCGUUCCAGUUGUACUCGGAAGUCAGGAUUUCCAAGCCCCGAGUUGGAAAUUCAUCUGGAACACCCCUCUGAAGUCGGAUUUCUGACUCUGGAGAUCGGAUGAUCCUCGCCAACCCCGACUUGAUGAUGUCAUACUUCAAGAUGGCAGUGCAGUGCAUUAACAGCAAAGAGUAACAGUAAAAGCUCUUGUAAUGUAUUAUUUAUUAGCACUUCUGUUUUGUUUUUGUGAAAUUAAAUAAGUGGUUUAUGUUGUACUGCCCAACGUCUGACUGUGAACACGGUGCUGUGGUGGUAACAACCACUAACAACAGCUGACAACCGCUAAUGACAGCUGACAAUUGUAAACAACUGGUAUUUUCGACUUGGACUAUUUUCUAUGAUACUUUUGUAUGCAUGAGUUUCGUUCAUUACAGCUGUAAAUAUCUUAGUCUGAAAGUACUUCACAUAACUUUGGGUUUUUACUUUCCUGCAAUUUUAUCCUCUUGAAAAAACAUUAAGAACAAACUACAAACAAUUACGCCCCCCAUAACUUCUGUGAAAUCCUGCGGGUCAAAAAGCCCAGGUUGAGAACAUUACCCACAAUCCUGUUCAUGCAUUUAAAUGUAUAAUUUGUCACGCCUGGUUAUUCCCUUAUUGGAUAGAUAACUGCACAGACUGAAAGACUCAAAAGGCAUAUACCAUAGAAAAUUGAGAGCUGUAUUUAUCAGUAAAUUAUAGUCAUCUUCAUGGUCAGUCCAGUGGAUAUUCAAGGGUAAUUGUGAUAAUAAUGCAAACAAAUAUGAAGAAAGCAGCUCGGAAAAUCUCAUUAAAAUAGUCGCCACAAAUCAUUCAGACCGUUAAACUGAAGCUCUGACACGAAUUUAAUCAGAAAAUAUCCUUCUCAUCAGUUUGUAGUGAAGCUGCUUUUCCCAUCGUCUUCACAAAUUAAGCCGCCACACAUAUUUACAUUAAGAAGGCUAGCUGGUGGAAGCGGUGUGCAGUAAAAUCCUGAGGCAAGGUGAAAAGACCCUUACAUGGUAAAUCUCUGGGUCGACAAUAACAGCAAAGAACGUGUGAACCAUUUUUAUAGAGUUUUGAGUAUGUGCCCACACACUGAGUCAUUACAGAGAUCUCAGCACCCUUAUGCUCCAGUUUGUUUUUUUCCGGUGACCCCGGGACACCGAGAAGAGAACAGACAUGAUUAGUAAGCAGCACAAGUCCUGUUCCUCGGUGCUUACGUGAUUGCAGCAGAGAGAAUAAUGAAAAGUAUUUCCUCACUUUGACACUAGGAAACCCACCGAACCUACAGGAUAAUGGAGACUGUCGCUGCAUUUGACAACUUUAGGCUGUUUUAUUGCUUUAAUUUAAAGACAAAAUAUAAAAGAAGUUUAAGAUUCUUCUCUGGGGUAAACUCGAAAAGCAAUUGUUUGAAUAAAUGCUCACAUACGAGCCCAGCAUUUGCUCACCAGUGUGUGGCUGUACUGUAAACCCAAAGCACAGCAGGAGGAUCACAAUUGAGCCAGAGCCAAAAUGGGCCGAAAGUCAGAGCGUUGGACCACAAUGGUUUGGCUUCAUUGCCUUCCUGAUACCCAAAAGACGAUGUAUUGCUGUAAUCCAGGAUCUUCUGAACGGUAUAGGGGGUCCAUUUAGUUUCACAAACAGAAAUCAGGACACGCUCGCUCCACAAAACUUGUUGCCGGUCCUUGUUUCUUUAGAUAUUUUUCUGUAAACUCCAUGCACCAGAGCCAGAAACUUCACAAUUAACCCAGUCUUCUGCAAGGUCAAGACCCAGAGAGUAGCGACCUCUUCGCUUCGAACAAAAUGAACUACCAAACUUUCGAUUCUUGAUGUCUAACCAGUCAGCUGACAGCUCUCUAUCUUCCAGACCAUAGCUCUGACCUUCAAAUCCAUGGUCAAUGAAUGAGCUAAUAUCGACUAACUGUGUUAGCUCCGGCAAAGCGAUAAAGUGAUAAACCCUGAGCCACUCAAAGCUCCAAGGAGGAACGGGGGAGUGGGAGGGGAAGAGUCAGAACUAUGGGAGAGGGGUGUGUUGAAUACAGCGAGGUGAUUGGAUGAAGAGGGGGAGCAGGAGAUUGACCAAUAGGAGCUAUCUGGGACGGAUGGCUCCCAUUGGUCAAUGUUUUUGCAGCCCUGCACCUGCUAGGGUGAACGGAUUUUUUCCGCUCUUUUUUCUCUUCACUUUGUGGAGAUCGCACUAUAGGACCAUGAUCGCCAUAGAAACGAGGUUCAUAAUAAUGACCAAUCUCUCCAAUCGUCAACCAUGCCUUAAAUAAUGGUCUGCCUAUCUCCUCGUGGAGAGUAGCAGGUCAGCAGCCAUGAUUUCAGACGACUUUUAGAAAAUAUAAUGUUGCUCCUUCUGAACUAAAACAUUUUUCAGCUAUAAUAGUCUAAAUAUUAAGCACAUAGAGAUGUUGCUUUUUAUUUAAUUUAGUUUAGUUCAAUUAAUUAGUUUAUUUCACAGGAACCAGAAUCUGGAACAGUAGUUAAAACCCCAAACUCAAAUUUCUCUAUUUUAGACAAUAAGAAACAGAGGUUUUUAUCACUGAUCACGACUGUAGUAGGGUUCCCCCACCAACUAUCAACACGUAAAGUGAAAGCACUGAGCUCCACAGGCUCAAGAAAAGCUAAAAGAAAUGUUCUGGGUCACCCCCAGCAGUACAAAGGUUUCACAGGGUGGACUCUGUUUUUUCCUGCAGGUUGUUUCAUGAUGUCAACAGCAAAGUGGUUUCACACGAGCUCCUUUCUGGGUUUUCGCUGUUAAAAAAAUUCCAAAGAACAGAAACCCGUGUGCUGUUAAAAGGAAAUCCAAGGUGCUAAAAACUUGUCCUCAAUUCAGAUGAAGAAACGUCUUUGUGUGGUAGUGGGAGACGCACUAAAACAGCAUGUUCUUGUUCCUGAGGUGUUGAAUACAGCAGCUUGGUUUGUGGCCCUUGAUUUACAGGUACAGCUGAAGAUGCACACCAUAAUGAAUUCCCGACAACACUUACAGCACAACACAAGUAACACUUGCGAGGAAGCUCACUCAGAAGAGAACCUGAGCUGAUUUAAUAGCAGCUCAUUACUUGAGCUCUUUGAGUAUGGGUGUGCUGAGGCUUUGAGCUGCAGGGUGCUAAAUUGCCUAAUCUGCGUCUGUGUAAUGAAGGCUCAUUAGUGAAGGGCUAUAGUUACAAAACCCUGUGAAGCCGAGAGAAAUAAGAAACUCUAAAUGUGGUAUUCAACGGUGAAUGAUAAUGUAAAGUGUGACAGAAACAUGUCUUUAAGAAAGUGGCUCCUUUCAUGCUUUGAAAGCUGUUUGCUCUUGGCAGAGAAACUGUAAAAUUCAUAAUUAAGAGCUUGUAACUUGUUGGUAAUUAUUUCCUCCUCUCUCUGUUUUGCAGGUUUCAAUAGGAGAACAGUAUAAACCUUUAAUUUUCACAUUUGUGCCAGCGGUGUGGUCUACAAAAGUCACUGCUGAGGGCAGCAAAGCUGGAGAUCUGCCAGGAAACCCAAACAAGGUAGGACAUCAGUAGACACCUGAGGAGGAAUCAAUGUUCAGCUUUAAUCAUAAGAGCUUCUGUCCCUGGAAGUUUAUCGAGAUAGAAGAGACUGAAAACUAGACCCACUCUUUUUAAAAUACUAUGGAGAGUUUUGUUUUACAUGACAACAAUUUGAUUUUUUAAAAACAUGCUGUGAAAAAUUGAAUCAUUUAGCUGCAUUAAAAUUUAAGAGCUCAAGUGAAGCUACAUUUGCAUAUUUUAUUCCCAAUUAUUUUCACUCUGAUGAAAGAUUCCAACUUCACGGUUUACAUGGAUGCUAAAUCUGAUUUGUAUGAAAGAGGAUUAGGGCCAGGAAAAGAGAAAAAAUAAUUACAGGAGGGAGACUUUUUUAAUUUCCAUUUUGAGAUUAAAGGGUUAUUCUGGUGUAAAACUAUUUUAGGGUCAAACACAUUAACACAGAGUUAGACACUCCCUCAAGAGAUGAAUGUUGUCGACUGCUUGCUUCUCUAGUUUCAACUUUAUUUAUGUUGACUUUAAUUUCGAAAUUUUGACUUUAAUCUUAAAAUUUCAAAUUAAAAACUCGAAAUAUUGACUUUGUUGACAUAAUUUCGAGUUUUUAAUUUCGACUUUCUCUCCUUCCUGUAAUUAUUCUUUUUUCUCUUCAUGUGCCCCUAAUCCUCUUUUGUAGAUUUGUGUGCAUGCAGAGCAAACCCGCUCUGACAUGCACAGUCUGUUCCUGUUGAUAACAAACACCUUUCUUGCUGCAUCAUUGCACAUCAUAUGUUACAAAUGAAAGCCCUGCUGUAGCUGCAUGUUUCCCCUCCUGACUGUGCACCAGAUUUUAUCCUCCAGAUUUUAUCCUCCUCCUCCUCUUCUGCAUCUGUGACUUCAGAUGUCGGCUUUUUCAUCUACUUUUUCUCUCUUUAUUCCCAUCGCUGCUCACGGUACCUUUAAGGUGUUUACAUAAAGCGCUUUUAUCCCGAUCAGGCUGUCUUAAAGAUUGACCUUUUUGAGGAGAUGUUAUGAAGUUCUUCAUAGUUUGAUCUCAGACUUAACUUUACUUUCAAAGAUGUUAGACCUGAGGGUUAGAUCAGACCCCCUGGUGUUGUUAAUUCUAAAGGUGUGGUACUGUUGGUGGUUAACAUUACAGCAGCUCUGCCUCAGGACAGCUGACUGCCUCCGUGUCCUGAGGUCGGCUCUCUGCCUCCUCUCUCAUGAGACUUCAAAGGUUUCCUAACUGAGGUGACGGCACCGUUAGCGUCCCAACUGCUGCCUCCUCGGGGGCAUAACAUGAGAUAUAUGACGCAAAAGUGGGGACAGCUCAUGUUUAAGCAUGUACAUGCGAAAAUAUUGUAAUUUUAGCCAUGCAUAAAUUGAAUUUUAUGUUAUGUAUUGAAUAAACCCAGUAUUCAUGAAUUUUAAGUCCUCUGGGUGUAGCACAGAGACUGACCACUGGCUCCUCUGUAUCUUGUAUAAAAAGUUAACCUUCAUACUUAUUCAUAAGCCUAAAACAAAUUUUCAAUGAUUUCGUGUGACUGAAAAUUGGAAAAUCUGUGUGUAAUCAUCAAAUCUUUUAAGGGGCUAUUAGGUCAGUUUUCCAAAACAAUCUUGUGCAGAUGAUGUUCAAUUAUUCAUAACUGUUCUCAGCGCUCCAAAAAACAGUUUUGGACAAUUUUGCACCAACAGUUUGUGACGCUCUGCCCUGAAGAGUGCACUAUGUGCCAAAAUAAAAUAUUCAUCCACUAUCUUCAUCCCAAUUGGGACUGUGCAGACUGGAACCGAUCCCAGCUGACCCUCGGUAAGAGGUGGGGUAUAUCCUGAUCAGGUUGCCGGUCUAUCAGCUCACAAAUGGAGACAGGCAAACACUUCUGCACACACUCAUAAACGGGCAAUUCAGGGCUGCCAAAUAGGGAUGCAGUGGUUUAUUGUUUUUUUUACUUUCCAUAAAACCUAAAUGUCACAGGUGGUAGCAUCCCAGCUUAUCAAGAGACCUCGAGACUACUUUGCAUUCACUGAAGAAACAAGUGGAGUUGGUGGUGGGGAACAUUUUAGGUACACCAAGAAUUAUUCAACACAGCAGCAGACCGUGUGUUUUUUAAACCUGCUGCUAAAAAGUGCCGUGGCUUAAAGGCCAAAACAUCUGCUGGAUCGCUACAUGACAUUAUUUUAGCGGCGUUAAGUGUGUCAUUUAAACUCAUCAGGCUUUCACUGCAAAAACAAACGCAACAACACAGUCAAAAUGUUCAAAAGGUACAAAAAAAGUACUCAAAAUUUUCAAGAAUGGCCAUUUUGUCAUUAUUUGGUUUUUCACUGGUUUUGUGAUUUGAGUUUGUUUUCUUUAGUGUUCCUGUUCUCCUGUAAUUUUGUCUUUUUAAUUUUAAGUUUGUGUCUGAUCCCGUUUCCCUCCUGUUUUCUGUGUUUUAUUCUUUAGAUCUGUUUUCAGUGUUUCCUGUUUUACUCCCUCAGUUUGCCCUCCUUAGUAAUUGUCUUCACCUGUGUCUCAGUGUCUCACCUGCCUCUCAUUGCUCGUUUUCCUGUGUGUAUAUAUAGUCCCUGUCUUCCCCUGUUUCUUUGUUGGUUCAUUGUGUGUAUGUAUGUCUUUGUGUGUAAGCCUCCAUGUGAUUUUUUUUCCCUGUGACCUUGAUAAAUACGAUUUCAUUAAAGGACGCUUCAUAAUCUUAAAACCAUGAUUAUCGCUCUGGCUGCAUUCAUAUCAUGAAAAUCUCUGUUGCAUCAGUAUUGCCAAAAAAACUAAAAAGCGUGUCUUUGUUCUAAUUUAAGCUCUUGACCCCUUCCCACAGACCAAACUAGUAAAAACAUGCAAACCCUGCUCAGACAGGUUCCUGCUCAGCGGGGGAUUCAAUCAGCACCCUGCUUACUUUUAAGCUGAAGUGUGAAACAUAAUAUUGCUGCGCAGCCCAAAAUAUCAUUAAAAAGUCCAAACUGCUGCAGUGUACUUAAAGUCCCACUCCAGUGUUUUUUACUAUGUUAGUGUUCUCAGUGGUCUUAGAAUUGUGAUUAUGAAGUUUUUACCAAAAAUCUAUAGGCUGAAAUAUGUGCCACCAGAAACUGAAUUUAAAUAAUCUAUAUUUGAAUUUGAAUUGCUAAACUUGAAUAAUUGAAAUGAAAAAUUGAAUUUGAAUCCAAUAAAAUUUUAUCCUCACUGAAAAUCCAACUCUCUCCACCUUUUCAUUCAGUUCUCAGUUCAAAUUCAGUUCUCAAAAUUUGAAUUCAGUUUCAAUUUACUGUGACUGACAUCCGGGUACUUGAAGGACAAAGAAAGAGCAAUCGAGCUCAGAUACACAGGACUCCUCUGCGGCCAAUCAACACCUAUGUUUGUACACUUGCGCUGAUGCGUAGACUCAAGAGAGACGCAUAUAAAUGAUUCAAAUUCAGUCUCUGGUGGCACAUACUUCAGCCCAUAAAAAUCGCAUUACCUGUGUCAUUUUCAAGGACUUUUCUUCUGCAGAGCUCCAGCAGAUCAUUAGCAAUUCGCCUCUGAGUCGUGGGCGGAGACAGGGCUGCUCCGCACACUUGUUAGCUGCAUGUCCAUAUGAGCUUGCAGCCUCACAUUGCCAGGAUAGUAGAAGUGGCAGGUAACAUAGGAGCUGUUCAGCUCUCUGACACUAUUGUCUUUAGGGACAUGAUGAAAUUUAAUAUCAUAAUUCUUACGAGCACUGCAAUCCAUUAAUGCAAACGCUUUUUCCGCGAUCCUGUAUUUCUCCUCUAUAUGCAGGGUCUGGCCUUCAUAGUGGGGCUCUGGGUUGGUGUUUGGAUUGCUUACAUAUAAAAUCUCAGUUUCUGAACCUGCCGUUUGUGUCUGCCAGAGAUUCACGGCGAUUUGAAUGAAGAAAUACUCAGAAAAGCAAUUUCACAUUUAGUUUUCUCAUGAUAUGUCCUGAAGCAUCAGAAAAAUGCCAUAUGAACAAAUUAAAAUGAUGAUUUUCAUCAGAGUGGGUCUUUAAACAAAUACGUACAUAAGUAGUGAAAGGUCAUGUGUCUUUGUUGAACAGUUGAGGAGACUGCAGAUCCCUCCAUCUAGUAAUGGUUUAACCUUACAGUAAAUUAGCAUCAAAGCGCCUUCCUGCUCUUCCAAAUACACCACAAAAUUAAUAUUGCUAUAAGUGCUUUAUUGAACUGUGUAUUCAUAAACAACUUUAAACUGUCUGUUUGAGAGCCUUGUAGUUGCCGAGAGGUCCUGAUGUUGAUUAUUUCUGAGGAUUCGCCUUCUGCUCUUUCUGCACACACUCGUGUAUAUUUUUUGGCCUGUAAUGCAAAAUGUAUUGAAAAGCUUUUUGCAGCUUAUUGAGUGACAUCUCGUCAUAUUUACACAUUCAGGUUAGCUCUGUGCUGUUGGAUGUGUAUGCAGAGUAGGAUGUAAAGGAUUAUAUUUGAGAGCCUUUCACUCAUUAACAGAAGAAGGAAGAAGGAAGAGCAGCUAAAACCUCUAUAGAUCUCCAAAUCAAAGCACAGUAAUUACAUACAGUGUGUGUGUCCGUUUGUGUCUUUUAAAUCAGUAGAUGUAGCUUGGAGUGAUCAUUACUUUUGUGCACUCUGAGCAGCUACCAUUGAUUUGAGGUAUGAGGGGCAGCACUUAGGGCAGCAAGGUUUCAUUAUUAUCUUACCUCAAACUACAAGGUGUCCUUUCUCUUCCUACUCAGCUUUUCCUGUUUUUAGAUCAUCACAGGGACCAACUAAUAAGUGUGACAGCAGGGUCUCUGAAUCAUUCAGCACAACACAAAAGUAUUUCCUUCAAAGAUUGCAAACACAUCAAACAUUUGAAUUACAAGCUCUCACGUAUGAAGUUUUUAGUUCAGUAGUUUUUUCUUUAAACCUCGAGUCCAGGCUUCAUCAUCAGUGUUGUCGAUUUGUGAGUACAUAUUCAGCUCUUGGACAUGCCAGCUCAUUUACACAUGAAAAUCCCUCCCUGACACACUCUGUAUCUAAUUAUAGUUCCAAAUAUAACGGCCUUUGACACAUGGCAUGUGAUAAUAUUAUUGAGAUAAACUGUCAUUACAGUCUCUUGAAAAAGUGACACUCUGGCAGCCUUCAAUUUUUGGUUCACUGCUUAUCAUUAAGAUAUAGGAACAGCACGGAAAGACUUAAUUAUUGCAUAAAACUGAAGGGUGCCAUUAUAAAAUGUCACAUAUGUAUUUUUAGGGUCAUAAUUAUAAAGGUGGGAGUUAAUGAUGUGUGUCAUACUCUGUUACCCUUUCAGCUCCACUUAAAUGUUAUGCCUAUUAUACUGGAACAUACUUUUAUGUAUGUAGAAAAAACAAACCAUCCGAAUCAAACAACGUUCACUGUAAUAGCCUGGGUCCAUGUUUGGGUCAAAUACAUGAAGCCAAAACUAAUUAUAUUAUAUUAUAGUAUGUUACAGUGCAUUAUGUUAGGUUGUGUUGUACUGUACUGUUUUGUAUUAUAUUCUAUUAUAUUCUAUCAUAUCAUAUCAUAUUAUAUUAUAUUAUAUUAUAUUAUAUUAUAUUACAUUGUGUUACGUUAUGUCAGGUUGUGUUGUAUUGUAUUGUAUUAUAUUGCAUUAUAUUCUAUUAUAUCAUAUCAUAUCAUAUUAUAUUAUAUUAUAUUGAAAAACACUAAAAAUCAUCUUAUUUGGCUGUUUUCCUUCGAACACUUCAUACACUCAUUGACCCUGAUAUAACUUGACUGUUUCUAAAACACAAAGACUAGGAGUUAUAAAUACAUUUGCAUUAAAGCUGUUACACUACCAGUAUUUACGCUGUUUAUAAAAAAAAAUAUCGAUACUAUGGCAAAAAAAUGCGAAUAAUAAUGCUGUACAUCUAUUUGUCUUACAACAUCAGUCUUUAUUGGGUUGCUACCUACCAUAAAACAGAAACAGCAGAAGAAGAAGACUCAGUUAACAGCGAGCUAUAACUCCCAUUUACCGCUGUGUGCAGCUUCUACUGCAGCGCGAAUCAUGUUAAAGCAGGUGAAAGAUAAAAACAAGGAGUCCACAAGCAUUCAGAAAAACUUUCUUCACCAGUUAAGAAGUUUUGUGGAUUUUGUAAGAAAGGUGGGGUGUUUUUAGAUCUCCCAGGUACUACAGUGACUGCAAAAGGGUUCAAUACUGCUGGCUUGUUCACCCACCUGUGCCUCCAUCAUCCUGCAGAUUUCACACCUAUAAGAAGGUGACGGUCCUAAUUUGCAUAACUGGGAGCCCUGCUCAAUUAUAAGGUUGUUGGGAUUAGUGCUGGCUAAAAGCCACCAUCUGUGGUCUGUCCAGACUUUAGAUAAAACAUGCUGUUUUAGUGAGGGGUUUUCUUUUUAUGCCUCUUAUCAUGUAGAGACUCGUGCUUCUAGCUUUAGGCCAUAUUGUGCCAUUGGUUCUGAAACAAAUCAGCUCAAAUUUUUAGUCGUGUUUAAUUCGACUUCGGACGAUGUGAGGUUCAUUGAUAAUCUUUUUUACUCUCCAUCCAUUUGUAUUCAAAAGAGACACACCAGAACGCCCUGAGGAUGUUCUUGUUUCUACAGUAAUGAAAUGUAAAGCAUUUGUUUCUAAAUGUAAAAGGACUUCUUACCUAAAGGGGCGACCAUGAUUGGAUUCUGGUGAAAGUAUAGAAUUAAACUUCCUCCCUAAAGUUAGAGUGACAAAGAGAGCGUGAAACAUCCUCAGUUUGAAAGAAAAAACGACUCUCUGAAGGAUGUUACUUUCAAAGCUGACUGAACCUCAUGUCACAUUUGGGAGACCAUUUGACAAAAAUCACUCCUACUUCAAAAAGAAUCUGAUCUUUUUACUGAAAGAUAAUGAAGGUUAACUUUGCUCUAAUGUGUAAAUGAUCUGAAUGUAAAAACAGCCUCUUGCUCUGAGUGAAUGCGCUGCUUCUCUUUCAUCCAACGAUGUGACAAGUUCUCGCUGUCGCUCAAGGAUGCCUCACAAGCCAGACAUUUCUUCUCUCUGCGUUUCUAAAUGCUGCUUUACAAUCCAGUUUUGUACCUAACGCGGCCUUGAAGUUGAGAGGGCAGCACACAAAGAAACAAAGUGGAACAGUUCUCCAAAAACAUCAACCAUGUAAUGAACAACAGCGAUAAAGCUUGCACUCAGUUACCUCUUAAAGUUCGUUCACAAAGAAGGCUCUCAGAAGAACCGUUUCUGUGGCCGUGCAAAGUUUGACUGUCGUUAAAGUCGUUAUAGAUACUAAAGGGCUCCUGAAAGAACAUUUUUAAUGUCUGACUUCUGAAAAAAAGGCAGAGUUAUAAGAGAAAAAGUCAGAAUGGUAUGACUGUUAUAAUUCUUACUUACUUUGAUUUAACUCAUUUUUACUCGAUAUAAGAGGAGGGUUUUUAAUCACUUAAAGGUGCGGUAGUCAGGAUCUGAGGAAGUUCCAGUUUUUAGGAGAAAUCUUGAAUGUAAACUCUACCCCUCCCAACCAGUUUUCCUCUCAACUUCUCCUCUCCCCUCCCUCUCUGCUCCAGAAAGCCCCGCCCACAAACAGACGCUCCUGCUCGCUGGUAUCGUUCCAAUUAAAUUCAGAUAUAAUGCAGAUAAAUACUUCAGAUAGUUACAAAUGGGGCCCAGUCAACGUGAAAAUAAACAUCAUUGGUGCUACUGUAGAUGCCAACAGACUACCAGCAAACACAAUGUUUGCAGGACUUCUACAACAAGGAUAAAGUGACAUAGUCCAGGACCCGAGGUCAACAGUUUAGCGAUGGCGCUACAACACGCUUCAGCAGGUCCGUUUGACAAGAAACACUUCUGUUACAGACACUUGGCUUACUUUGUUAAAGCGGUUUAUCUGUCCAGCAGAAAGGUUACAGGGUCACCAAGAUCCCGAAGCGUCCCCCAUCAUUUAUGCUUAGUGUUGACCCUGCUUUUUAGCUCUUGUCCAGGUGGUCUACCUCCAUUUUAAGCGCCCGUUAUUCCGCCAGAGUCUCCAGUAUUUACUUCAUUUUCUUGCUUGUGUCGGCAGUCGUGGCCAAAGGAGGAUUCAGACAAUUUUCCGUACCUUCUUUGGGAUCGUGAACGUCACGGGGGAGCAGCGUUUACCUCACAACCAAUCAGGUUGGUGGAGGCGGAGGAUGGCUUUGUUUACAGUCAGAAAAAGCGGGCCGCUCAAAAAUUCCAAAUUGUUGACUAAACAGACAUAAGAGAACACAGCAAUAUCGCUAUAUUACCAAAUGUCAUCAAUAACUAAUAGCUAUAUACACUACAAAAAAAGAUGCUUCUUUAACAGAAUCCUGCCUACUCCACCUUGAAAUGUCUGCAAUAAUAAAAACAACAUCAUGACUCGACUUCAAAUAACUCUGUGUGAAGGUCUGAAAGUGUUGGCAGUCUGUACUGAGGUGUCGAAUAUGACAGGGUGGUGGAAAGUGAUGCAAAAUUGAUAUAAAAUCAGAAAACAAGUAGAAGCAGACAAUAGUUAGGAAGCAUUAAAUGACUUAGUCUUGCUUCCCCAGCCUCUCCUCAGUCAUCCAGUCCUGCCUAUGAGGCAUGUGCAGCUCCAGCGUCAGCAGGACAUGUGCGUCUACAUGUGAACUAUAUACGUAGGGCAUGUGUCGCGGUGAAACUGAGAACACCCCUGAGCUCAGACAGGCUCGCUGAAGUUCACCUCGGGUUUUCUCGGGUUUCACUCGCUCAGUUCCUCCUAAACUUCCACUUUCAUGUCCUCCUGGCAGAACUUGAGCGUGUCCCAUGAGGAGAUGAUGUCGAACCGGGAGGUUUUCAAAGCGGAGAAAGUCUUUAUCAGAGACGGUGAGGAGGGAGGAGCAGGAAAUACAAACCAAGCAGGGACGAAAACCCAAGUAAGUACAACACAGACCAAUCAAUGUCAUGUGGAAAGUAUGGCAGAAAGCUUCGACCAGUGCUCUGCAGAAGUGUCUGUCAUAUUUCACUUUUUCAUAACUUCAAGUUUCAAAACCUGGAAUUCAAAGAGACUUAUUUCUUAUUUAGUAAGUUCUAUUUUUGUUAAAAGAAGGGAACAAGAGAGAGGAUUUCUAAAGAAAGCACAAGUUCACCUGAGUGCAGUUGGUCUAUCUGAUCUUGAUAAGGGGUUUUUGAAUUGACUCCACUUUGUUGGGCAUGAUGCAAUUUCACCAAGUUUCUACAAAGAACAUGAAACUGAUGAACUGCACAGAGAUUUUAAAGCUUUUGCUGAUGCAAUGAAGUAUAGGUUGAACAUUGGUAUUGGCUCAUAUUUACCCUGUUAACAGAGAAAACCCCAUCAGCAAGUAAUGAACCCUAAACCAACGUCAGUCCUCGAACUUUGAUUUGUUUUCAUGGUUUAAUGUCAGUGAUGUUACUCAGUUGAUAUGCAGUUUGUACGACACGUUGCUGUGACAUUUUAAGACAACAGUUUAACAUGAAAUCUUGUAACCUUAUGAAAAUGACCAAAAAUCAGAAUUUGUCUUCCUGCUUAAUUGUGACUCUAAACAUUGGUACUGGUUUUGGCUCAGAUCUCUACAGUCAGUGCAUCUCUAGUGUGAUUAAUAAAAACAAAACUACUUGAGAGCUUUAUUUAAACAUAUCUUUUAAUUUUUAACUUGAGUAUGAGUUUUUUUUUAGAGGCUAAUUUCUUCCUUUAUAAGUUUUAAAAACAGUUAUCAAACUUUUCAAACUGGUUUCUUUUUUCACCCUGAAAUCAGCUGAUCGAUGUUCGUUUUCUUUACCAAGACACUGUGUAACUGCGUUCCUGUUAUUCCUCAUGUGGUUCUUCUAAGUGGUGUUACCACACUUGUACAUUGUGUCUCUCCAAGGUUGAAAGUAGAGCAAAAGUAGAGUAAAUGUCACUGGAUAAUUCUCCUCCUUAGCACUUACAGACCUGCAUUAGACUCAUGUUUGAGGUUUCUAUAAUGCAGCUUACAUUCAUGCAUUUUGAAAAUAUACAAUAAAUGAGAUUUUUUUUUAAAGUGUUUGAAUAUAGAAGUAAAUUUAAAAGAGAGUACUCCAGUGCUUAAAGCUCCUAGGAGGAGUUUUUUUUUGCUAUUUAUGAAAAAGACAAAUUUAUUUUGAUGCCUUUUUAAGAUACCCAAAAGCUAACCAGACCACCAGCGACAAAGUUUAAGAUUUUCAUUUCCUAAUAUUCAUGCUUGAAAACUGGAGUGAGGGGUCAGGUGUCAGCCCUCUUUUAAAGCUACGGUUGGGAACUUUUGGUUUGUGUCAACUUUGGUGCCCUCCUGUGGACAAAACUUGCUCUCUACAUACUUGAGCAGGGAUUUUUGACAAGAAAGCUCAUCCUCCUGACUUUUGACAGUCAAAUAUAUCAAAUAGUGUGAAUAUACUGUAUAUGCAGCGAUUUAAAAGAGUGCAGUUUCUUUAACCACAAGUCUGACACCUCCCCCCUUGCAAACCUUUCAAGCAUUGAAAAGUUGGUUAGAGAAAUCUAGGUCUUGUCACUGAUAGUCUUAUUUGGUUUUUGAUAUCAUAAAAAAUACGGUGACUAUAUUCUGAAACCCCAAAAAGAGGACACUGCUACGUGGGGCGGAGUCACAGAGUCACAUGUAGUUAAUUUUGGGAGUUUUUUGGGUUGGGUUGAGUGUUUUUUAUGUGCUUAUAACUCAAUUGGUCCACGCGACACAAACUCAAAACUUCCAUACAAAAUGUUAGACAUUUGAAGGCAUUUAUAAGCUACUCUGGACGAGGCCAGACAGGCAGGACAGCCCCCAAAAAAGAGGACAUGUCCAGGUAAAAGAGGACGUAUGGUCACCCUCAUAAAAAAGCACAACAUGAAUUUUACUGCAUUUCAUAAAUGUCAAAAAACUCCUCACAGGAGCUUUAGAUAUUUUCAAAAUAAAGUUCCUCAGCAUGUAAACUUAAGAAAUAGCUUGACUGAGGAAGUUUUGCUUGUAUUAGAAUAAAAUUUGCUCAGGAGUUUCUCUGUUUUGACUCAAGUAAUGAAAAAGUUUGUCCACCACUGGUAAAAUCACGCAGUAAAAAUAUAAUAAACCGUAAAUUUGAAACUUCAGAGGAGUUUGGAUCGAGCAAGCAGCAAAUUCCUUCUUCCUGACUUCUUAAAUUCAGACCAGAUAAAAACAGCUUUAAUUUGCAGCUUUGACACAAACACAUUCAGAAAGUUCAAGGGGGCGAAAAGUUUCUCAAAGAACAAAGAAUAAAUCUUGGUAGAAGUGCUGGUCUGCGUUCAGGCGUGUUGAAAACACACUUGAAUUUGACGUUUUUAAUCAAAUUCUUUCUGGAGUUCGUCUUAAAAAAGAUUGUCUCUCCUGCGUGGACGUUCAUUACUUCACAUCUGACAUCUUAAUUGAAAUCAAGUCAAAACGCAGAUACUUCUCCAAGUUCAUUUUUACGUAAUUGGUUUUAUUUCAGCUCUACUUUGCAGAGAGCCAGACAGCAGCUCUAUCAAACAACUUCUACUUUUUUUGCACAAAUUGGAUUCAUUUGACAGAACCUUGUUAAAACUUUAAUUUGCAUGUCAGACAUUUUGAUCACUCUAACUCCAAGACUCUGAAGGAGACAUCUGAAAAAGUUCAAAUUGAAACCUCCAACUGAAUCAGAGUUGGUGUCUCACUGAAAACUUUUUGUUGUUUUUCAGUUGAGUCUGUCACUGGAUCACACGAGCCGUCAGUCUCCUUCACUCUCUGCUCAGUCUGAAAAUAAGCCCCACCAUGAAUCCGCUGGGACUCCCUUUUUGGAAACAGCUGUGCACAAACACGGGAGCGUUUCCCAGCAGCAGUGUCACAAUCCUCUUGGACUCCCAGAGGUUAGCUCGGGCCACUUUGCAAAAAGGGUUUCAGAGGACAGAACGAGUCCGACAGACUCCACAGAUCUGUUCCCCACCCCGGCCUCCUCCAGAGAGUCCAUCCUCUCUGAGAGCUCCGACAGGGACAAGUGGUCAGCUGUGCGUCUCUCCUCUGUAACGUCUCCCGCCUCCCUCAGCCGCACUGUUUCUCCCUGCUCCUCUGUCCUCUCCGGUAUCUUCACCCCUGCUGUCGUCCAAAUCAAGAAACACUUUCUGGCCCCGGGGUCAAGUCUGCUCCAAACUCCUUUCUCCUCCUGCGAGAGCUUGUCUUCCUCUGUCUGCGCCCAGUCUCCUCCUCCUCCUCCCCGGCACCGGCCUCCUCUCACCCGACUCUCUCUCCUUACUGCCAUCCUAAGAAAAGGCCGACUCCCUGUCCUGUCCUCGGCUCUGCAGAGGCCUUACACCCCCUGCUGGCCGGUUAACCCUGUGACCCUGUCUUUCUGUAAAGCCUGCUCUGCUGCCUCCAGCGUGGCCUCCAUCCCCCUGGAGUUCUCCUCUCGCUUCUCCUCCUCUGCAUCCAUAGACAGUCAGAGCCACCUCCACAGGGAGCCCAAUAGAGGCGUCACUUCUCCUCCACCUGUGCAGCCAAAUGAGCUUGGCAGAACAUCCAACUUUCAAGCACAAGCACAGAAAAUUCAAUCAAAAAGCAGACCUGCAUGGGAGCAGGAUACUCCCCCGGCGGCAGAGCGGAGCGGCGCACCAACACGAGCUCCACUGCCCGUAUUUUACUCAAACUUAAAAUCUAUUUCUGCACCAAAGCGUGGAGAAAUGGACUCUUCAGCUCCUAAAAAGCCCCAACACACACACAUCUCUAUUUCCCAGGAGCUGAAGUCGAGUAAUAACCACAUGUACCCCCACGGUCAUGAGGACACUAACCUUAAAAAACUUAUCUCCCCUUCUCCCAAACUAAUUAAUGAGCAGGGGACCUCAGUGCCCCGGAAAUGGACUCCUCCGCCAAACCCUUCUCUCUCUAAGCUUCGCUCCCUCUCUCAGCAGCUGAGAUCACCUCCUGCCUCCCUUUCUCCUCCCUCGCUGCAGCCUUCUCACUCCCACUCACCUCUACCCCCGUCACAAUACACGGCAGGAAGGUGUGAGCCAGGAGGGAUCUGCCCCGAUUCCAAAAGUGCCAAAAUAAACACAUCUCACUUUCUUCUGUCACCUUCACGCUACACACCCAUCAUUUUCCCUGAAUGGUCAUCGCCUGCAGACUCCCCCACGCCAACGCCCUCCCCUGCUCCACCUGUCAUAAGCCUCACCUCGUCCCCGUCUCUCUCCCUGCGCUCUACGCCCUCCCCAAGGCCGGGGAGUGGAAUAUCAGACUGCAGUGACAGGGAGGGUAAAAAAAGAAAGGUAGCCGCCCUGCCUGCCAUAUGCAUGACUUGUUUGGGAUAUUAUUUAAUGUGUUGCACGCUUUAUUGUCAAAAACAGAUUUCCCGUCUCUAAACAGCGGAAUAACAGCUGCUUUUCUCUCCGAGCGGGGCUGUUUGAGAUAACUGCAUGGUCCCUGAUAGAUGUUGUUAUGGAGCUUUGUUUCACGGACUUCAGACCCACAGCUUUACAGCUCAAUUCUGGUGAUUGACAGAUUUGAAAUGCCACAUGUGAAAGCAAAAAUCAAUUCUCUAGCUUUUAAAAACUCUGAAGUUACAGCAUGACAUUGCAUAACACCGCAUGACGUUAUGGAGCGUUCGACUUUUCUGUGCAUGCAGGGAAAACUAAGUUCAAUGAGAUCGCUCUUGUGUUUGACGUCAGGCUCCGACCCCAUCACUCCCUGCAGUUUUACCUUUACAUGCAGAAAUUUAAGAGCGAUGAGACAGUAUCUUUACCCCUCCUGAAUACAUGAGCGCUGCACUAAAGCGAGAGGGAGAAACUGGAAAUGUUGCAGCUUAAAUUUGGAGAGUGUUCGACAUGCGAUCGUGAGGUUAAGUGUGAAAUCAGUGCAGUUCAAGUUGACUGUCUGAACUACCGCUCAGGAUUUGCUUCACAAGGUUGUCAGGCUUUUUGGUCGACCGGUAUGAAAACGUUGGUUAGAAAAUGUUUUAAUAUCGUACAAUGGAAGUGAAGUGGGCGAAGCUAUUUCGACCUUGGCCUCAAAGCUUUUAAUUCUGCAGUAAAGCUGGUACCAUCUCAUCUCAAAAAUAAUCGUACAAAUAUUUCUCUGCUGCACCAAAUAAGACUUCAAAUCAGGCACUGAGACUGAAUCCUUAUCAGGAAAACAAAUUACUUAUAAAGUUGGCUGUUUACUGCGUGUGAUUUGAUACAAACACAGUGGAGUUGCCCCCUGCUGGCUGUUAGAUAGAUUGCAGGUUAAUAGCGGGGUUGUUUGCAGUUAUUUAAAGUCAUGGUUGAUGAUCUGAGAAGCAGUUGAAAAAAACUGAGCUGUUGAGGCAGAUUUGAAAAAACCAUCCCACCCCCCACAGCAAAGUGAUUGGAUGAAGAGGCGGAGCAGGAGAUUGACCAAUAAGAGCUGUCUGGGAUGAAUGGCUCCCAUUGGUCAAUGUUUGUGCAGCCCUGUACCUGCUAGAGUGAAUGUUUUUCUUCAUUCUUUUUUCUCUUCACUUUGUGGAGAUCGCACCAUGGGACCAUGAUCGCCAUAUAGACAAGGUUCAUAAUAAUUACCAAUCUCUCCAAUCGUCAACCAUGCCUUUAAUCAGUUAUGUAGCGUGUGUGUUGUUGUAUUUGUUGUAUCCAACGAAGUGGAUUGUUGAUGACGGGUUCAAGAACCAAACUGAAACAGUGACUUUAAGGCCCCGUUUAUACGUACCUGGUUAUCUUUUAGAAUCUGAGACAUUAACCAUUGUUUGCACUCUUAGUUUAGACCCAAACGGAGAACUCGCCCCUAAAACGAUGCUUUUUAAAAACUCAGGCCAAAGUGGAGAUUUUGGAAAACUCAAUUCACAUGUAAACAGAGAAAAACAGAGGAAAACAGAGAUUUGGGAAGCCGAUGGAAGAUUGUGCCGAGGAAAGAAGGAAGGGACGUUGUUUUUGCUGCUAUGCAGGAUUCUGAUUGGCUAACCUGAGUUUGAGCUUCUCGCUACACUGCUACCAACAUGUGAUAUGCUCUUGACAUGGGUUAGUGUAAACAAAAUUUUUUCUGAAAACAUAGUGGUGUGCACGCAGUUUUUUUUGUAAACAGAGAGUGUUAAAUGUCUGUUUAUGAAAAUAGCUGGGCACGUGUAAACGUAGUCUAAGCAGCACCGAGGAUAACAAAUUUAAAUUUGCGUCAGCUGUGGGAUGAUUGAUGUCGAGAUUAUUUCUGGUUGGUUUAGUGCUUGAAAGAGUUACCGCCCAUAAUUCACCAAUCACCAUGACGAUACAGACUGGAGGAGGAUUUAACAUGAAUGAGUGAUGACUUGAGAGUAAACGGAUAAGCAUGAAAACGGUCUUCCUGCUGAGUUUCAUUCAUCACUGCUAUCACGUUCCUCCCAGGUGGAUGGAGUCUAACUGCUGUGCAUGAUUAGCAGCCAGCGGCAGCUACAGAUAAAGCAUGCCCUUGGAGAUGUUUAAAGUACGUUUUAACAAGAUUUAUCCUAAUCUGCUUUGAAAAUGUCAGCGGUAAAUAUUUAUUAUGUUUUCUGCCUCUUUGUCUUUUUGAACUCCAGAUGCACAAGAUUAAACAGAGUUAUAAAUCACUCGCUGCGAUUCCCACAAACACUCUACUGUUGGAUCAGCAGGUGAGUUCCUCACUUCAAUCUAAUCCCUUCCUUUUAUUACGGGAGGCUUUUAUGGGAGUUUGUACGAACACAAUUAUUAGAGGAACGAGAUUAAAUAACAGGCUGUACAGAUUAUUUAUGCUCUUUCCACGAAUUUCAAGCGUCCUUGUCUGGGCUUUCAGGAAACUGAUUUGGUUUGAAGCAUUAAAGCUCCGGUGAGGAGUUUUCAGCUGAUCAUUAAAGGGACUCCAUAUGUCCACGGCAAGAAAAUCCCAUUAAAUGAUAAAUUUAGCUGUUAAAAUAAGGAAGGAGGAUUUUUAUUUGGUCAAGAAAGACUAAUUUUCCAUGUCCAGGAAAUUAUGACACAUUCAGGAGGCGCGCUGCUGCUUGUGGAGAGUAUGAACCAGAUGAAUCUGAACCCUGCUGCCCUGAUUUUGUCAGUUUAUCUGAUCACACUUCACAAAGGGCAGCCGCCUUUAUGUGCACAAUCUGCCUCACUUUCACAGGUGAUAGACGAGCAGGUAGAGCGAGGAGAGAGUCCAUGGGACACGCCGUAUGGAGGUGUAGCAGACACACACGCUGAGGUAUCACUGCGCACAUCACACGCUGUUAUCUCUGAGAGUAUUUCACACGGCUCACAGCAUCCUCUGCUUUUUUACAGAUGUGUUCACCUUCGCAGCUUCGGCAGCAGUCAGCAGAGCUGUACGCAACGAUUGAUGAGAUAUUGGCCAAUUCAGCUCCACCGGUGAGUAAACUUAGUACAUCCAGCAAAUUUUAACUGUGAAAAAAGCUCAUCUGAAAUAUAAAAAGUGAACUGUUGGAUAUAUUUUUGCACCUUUUGUAGAGCAAAACGUCAUCAGCAACCACCAACGCUGGCCCGCAGGUAAAGUUGAUUUCUUUAUCAGAUCAUGACGAGAACAGAGAGUUUAUCAACGACUCAAAAUACCGACAUAUUUGGGGAAACUGCUGCAGCAGAUGGGCUUACACGACCACUGGUUUCUUCUCUGAUUGAAACUUUGCCAAUUGUAAUUCUGUCUUUUAUUUAUAUAAUCUGGUAUUUACACGUCUGAGGUGCUGAUCGUAAUUCAAAUGUUAUUAUAAUCUAAUCCAAGUGUUUAUAUGAGUCUGAUUGGGCCUUUUUUGCUCAUCUAACUGGAUUAUAGGUGCUCAUGUAAAUAUGCCAAUUGGUCCAAAUUUCUCAUUUGUCUGUUGACAGGCUGCUUGAUUAGUUAAAUAUUUACUCUUAUUGUACAAAAUUUGCAAAAUACUUGUCAAAAAGUCUCAAAAAUUGAAGCAAUGAAUAGAAAGAACUGUUUUUUCUGUAAAGUAAACAAGCAAAACUUUCUCACUCUGUUUCUGUCGGAGCAGGCAGGGUGGAUCAGCACUGUGUGUGUGUGUGUGUGUGUGUGUACUUUCCUACCUAUCCAAGAGGGGAACUUGGCAUCGUAACAGUUUCACCAAGAGGAGCCGCAUAGCCAACAGGGGACAUUUUUUAGGUCCCCUCUUGGUCAUGCUUUAAAUCAUGCUAAAAUCAUGUGUAACACACUCUGGUGAAGUUUUUUUAAUUCUAGCCAAGUGGCGACCUGAAGCUGUGUGAGUGUUUAAGUCCAUACGAGGCUAUCCCCCUGUAGGCUGCGGCCGGAAUUACAACGACCCUUAAACACACGUCGUUCUACACACCCUCCCUGAAGGUGUGAAUGGUUUAUAACUGAAGGCAGGUGAAAGAGGCGAGUAAAUACUAUUCAUUCACACAUCUAGAUUUGCGUGAAUUAAGAGAGUAAGUGGUUUUACUCACACUUGGUGUGAGCGCUCCAUAAGACUUGCAUAACAAUCAAACAUGUAAUCAGGUAAAGAAACUAACUGGGAUACCGGAAGAGUAACCAGAAGGCACUUUGUUUAUAUUUCACACUGUGCAGGCAAAAAAAAUGCUCUUUGUUUUAAUAUUAUUUACUCAAAUAUCCACCAGAGAGCACUUCAUUUUAUUUUAUACACUUUAAAGGCAUCUCCACAGAAUUACUGAGAGUGCUGAUAUGACUGACUUCCCCAGGAUGAGCCUGCAGUCUUUAUCAAGAAACUCUUAUUAUCCUUAAGAACAAAGUUUGACUGAAAUCAAAUGAGUUUUAAAGCAGAAUUAAACAACAACAGCAACAACACAAACUGGCAUGAAUAAUCAAUGAGCUUCUCCAAGAGAAAAAUCUCCAGGAAACCUCUCUGCUUGUUUUAUUUCAAAGACGUCAGUUUUUCGUCAGUUCCAGCGAACCUUUUGCACUCAAAGUGACAACAUUUCAUCAUCUUAUACUUCUUCUUUAGAGUGUAAAUUCACAGCUUCAGCGAAUAUCAAAUAACCAGAGAUGCAAUCUUUUUGACCCGGGGGCCAUGUCUUCAAACUAUAUAUGUGUUUAUGCUGGAGGAUAGAUUUAGGAAACCAAGCUAAAAUAAGAGGAAGGAAAAACUUGUGCAACUUUCAGGGCUGGAAACGAGGUUCCCAAACUAAUUUUGGCGCAACACAAACUGGAAGCGAGAUAAAAGUGAAUUCCGUCUGUUUAAUCAAUGGCACAAGAAAUAAAAAAGGCGUCUGUUCAUUAUUCAUCAAAGGGCUGGUGGUCUCAAUUCAAGUGUGUGUGCCUGUGUGUGUGAUAUGUGUGUAAAAAGGAAAAGUGUUGAUGCUGACAUCAGUUGGACGUGUGUUGUGUUGAAAGAUGCUUUUCAAGAACUAGGUGAUAAAAACUGUGAACAUCCGCUAAACUUUUUGAGUUUUUUCAGCAGUUUUUCUUCAUGAAGUUAAAAUGACUGAGAAACUAUAACAAAUAAAGGUAGACUAAGUUUACCCAAGUUCACAUUUAUUCAGUUAAUGAAUAGCGUUUCAGCUUUAUUGUCCUGUCAUUCAUUGUUGUCACAUAUUUGAUAAAACGGAUAAAUUAUUUUGUCAUUGAACUUUCCAAUUUUCCCCUCAGAUGAAUCCUUUCGUUUCAUUCCUGUGUUUGUUCAUUUCAGCAGAAAAAUUCAUCAUUUCUGAAGUCCUUGGGACGUGAAACAAAAUAUGUGAGUAACAGCCAGUGCUUUUUCGUUGAAGUGAAAUAUGUUUCAUGCUGACUGAAACCCAAAGAGACGAUCCACAUCUGCCACUUCAAAAUAUUACUUAUCUGUGAAUACUUGUUAAGUUAGAGGCUCAACAGGAGUUUCAAUCUCCGAAGUGUUAAUGUGGCACUGCAAUACUACCACAAAGCCAUGAUUUACUAAAUAAUCCAAACACUCAAAUGGAUCUGGGUUAUAAUGCUGCACAGGUUGUGAAUUAAAGGUGGGGUAGGCUGGAUCUAAAAGUAGUGCCAGUUUUUAGGAGAAAUCUUGAAUGUAAACACUACCCCUCCAAACCAGUUUUCCCCUCAGCUCCUCCUCUCUCCUCCCUCUCUGCUCCAGCAAGCGCCGCCCACAAACAGACGCUCCUGCUCGCUCGUAUCGUUUCAAUCAAAUUCAGAUAUAAUGCAGAUAAAUACUUCAGAUAAUUACAAAUGGGGCCCAGUCAAUGUGAAAGUAAACAGCACUGGUGCUACUGUAGAUGCCAACAGACUACCAGCAAACACAAUGUUUGCAGGACUUCUACAACUAGGAUAAAGUGACAUAGUCCAGGACCCGAGGGAGGACAGUUUAGCUUGUUGACCUCAGUUUAUUGGCUGAUAUUAAAAGCUUUUUUUGUGAAUACACCACAAAAAAUGAUGCUUCUUCAACAGAAUCUUGCCUACCCCACCUUUAAGAAGUGCGGUUCAGUAACUUUAAUAAUUCUUUGAUUAGUAUUUCCCACACUUUCUUUCCUUUCCCAGGCAUCUCUGUCCAGUCUGCAUCCAUCUACAGGUGUGGAAAGAAAGUUCAUGGAAACCAAAAAGGUAAAAAUAUAUCAUUUGUUGAUGGAUCUUUGUUCCUGGAGGCAAAGCAGUAUCUCUUAUCAUCCUGUUAUUUUCAGUUUUUGACAUGCAACUCUUUACAUUCAUCCCUCUCUGUUGUUACCUCCGUCCCUGCCUGUCAGACGAAGCCCGGGGUCAUUCGCCCCAUGACGGCCAUUCCAAGACUGAGAGUGGAGGACGAGGAGGAAUUUCAUCCGAAUCCCUUCAAGAAAUACGACUUCAAGCAGACCUCAAACGUCAACAGAAAGGUGUGUGGGUGGCAGAAGUUCAUGUUAGAAGCACUCGAGUCAAUGUGUCCAACAAACUCCAAACUCCAUGUACUUCUUCUAAACUUUAGGUGCUCACUAUUCACUUUAUUCAGCUUUUAUUCAGUUGUUAAAUUGGAGUUUUUUUUAAAAUGCAGUAUAAUAAAUUAAGCUUUCACAUGACAUUAUUAUUUAAAUUAAGUAUUUUUAAAAAUGACAGCAGCAUUGAAGGUCCGCUUCCACUUUCCUCCUUAAACUAAAAUUUAAUGUGGGUGAGGCACAGGAGACAAAAGAGUCAUAUCAAGCCGGUUAAUUAAUCAUUGAUUUAUUAACUACCUAAUUAAAGAGCACAGCCUUUGAUGGCACUCAGGGCUCCCACCUUUUAAAGUCAGCAGAAUGUCAUCACAUAGCUGGAGGUAAAUGACAACAUUACAACCAGGAGGAAGAGGAGGAAAUGCUUUACAUUUUACUUAAGAGGUAUUUUUAAAAGGUUAAAGGGGAACUAUCUUUCUGCUGACAGAAGAUAACAAACUAAAGACGUACUAGACCACAUUUUUAUUUUAUUGCGGUCACACUCACAGUGCUGGGUUUAAAAAGAGAGUAGGUGAUUUCACUGAACAAAACAAUUAUUACAUCUCAAUCAAGUAGUCCAGUGUAAUGUAGUCCAUGUAUAUUGUGACCAUGUCUGAAAAUGUCAAAAACUGUAGGGUUUAAAACAAGUAAAACUGUUCAUAGAAUAAAGAAGUCAAUGUGAGAAUAAUGUGAGAACUCUGUCAUUACACAAUAAAAGAGUCAAAUUUAAGUUAUGGGUACUUUUCCUGUCACUUAGUACGUUUACAUGACACUUAAGAAAACCGAAUUAUUGCCUUAUUUCGAUUAAGACCGGACAACUUAAGUGUCUAUAAAUCUUAUUGUAUAUUCUAUUAGGGUGAUACUUUAUGGUCAUUCAGUGAAUAGCCGCAUAUGCCUUUGUAUGUUUUUGACCUCCUUUUACAUGUUUGAGUGAAAGGUGAGUCACUCUCAAACAAUCUGAGCCACUUCCCCCCUCUGAGAGCUUUCUCACCUCCUCAUAUAGCCUCUUCAUCACCUCGUCCUUGUCUUGUUAGCGGCCUCUUAAUAUCCUCACAGAGAAAGGUCUCACAGCUGCUGGCGUGACUCCAAAUCUUGUCCUGUUGAACGAGUUCAACACAAAAAUUCAGAGAAAGAUUCCUCAACUUAGUUUUCUAUCUCGCCUGAAGGCAGAAGUAGGCAAAGUCUCGAUCCAAACUGUGAUGUUAGAGUUUGAGAACAGAUACUCAGUCGUCUAAAACUUUUUAUCAACACUUUCAAGGAAAAGUUCAAGUUUCUAACUAGAUUAUUUAGCUAAAAAAAAUUUUUUUAUAGUCUUUAACUAUACAAUAUUAUCAGACAAAUCUCCAGUUAUCCACAGCAAGAAAGAGAUGCUAAAAUAUGCACAUUCAAUUUAAAAAAGAAAAAAAAUCACAUAUUUCUCAACAGAAACUUUUUUUAAAAUUCCUUUUUUUUCAGGCACUGCAGCGAAACAUCCAGUGAAUAAUGGAGUACUUCCUGCUGUUUCUGGUUCAAGCAAUGUAUUUCUGACUCUCUCUGAUGUUUUCUUAGUUUAUACAAGUUUUAGUUGCUUUUCUACUCCAAGAAACACUGAUCACUCUGAAAACUUCCUUGUUGUAGCAGAUAACUACAACUCCUUAAAACACGACAGAGGUAGAUAACACUUGAGUAUGAUUAUGUCUUGUGUCAUUGGGUUUAAAUUGGCAAUACACAUGUAGUAAAGGUAAGAUGAGAUGCCCUAUUGUACAAAAACAUACAAUAAAAUUUAGGUGCACCACAGAACCAGGCUUUAAUAGAGAUAAUUCACAAGCUAGUGGAAAAUAGAGCUGUCACAGUCACCGUGAGAAUGAAAUACUGCUGAGUUAACAAACUACACACAACUGUGGUUCCGACGUCACCUGACCCAAACUUCUGUUGACAUCUGCUCCUUCAAGAACAAUUUAGCUCACAACCAAUCGAAAAAGGAGAACCAAUUCAUCUAGAUGAGGCUAGAUGUAAAUUCAGUGCCGAAAAGAUCUCCGUAAAAUGAGGACUCCCACUGAGUUUAAGGGAAGUUACUGUUAAGUUGCGAAGUUAAAGUUCAGAGUGAGCCGUCUGCUUGAAGUUGCCACACUAAAAAUGACAUAAACUCCUUACAGAUGCUGCCACACAGAAUCUGAAUCAGGGGACUGUGAUAUUUCCCAAAAAAAUGAUAUUUAAUCAGUGCAUCGUAAUUUUCAAUAUCAGUUUCAGGGGAAUCCAACUAAUCAGAGUUAGAGUUAAUGUUAAAACCCAUUAGUAAUCCAACGAUUCACCUCCCUUACCCCUGUAAUUGAGAGCAUCCUUGUGAUCCAAAUCCAGGAAAAGUUCAAACACAGUAUAUCUGUGAAGAUUCAUGGAUGCUGCUCUCAGAUACAAGGAGGAUGUUGGCGUUUCUGGUCAGAAAUGUCUGUAAAUUGGAAAGUUUGCUGAAGUAUUGCAAAUGCACCUCACCAAACUCUAUGGUUCGGGUGUUAUUUCAAUCACAAAUCAACAGAGGUCCACAUUAUACUAAUAACAUGACUGAAAUCAUUUAACAACAUUUUUAAAUGCACUUAAAUCACAGCAUGUUACUUCAAACUUGAGAUAAAACACCAGUUUGAUCACACGUGGCUUACUGUCUCAAACACCAGUCAGUCAUUAUGUUUUUAAGUCUCAGGCCAUUUCAGUAAAGAAUCUUACGCUCUUGAAUAACGUCAAGCUGUCCGCACAAUUACAGCCUUAAUCUAUUCAUUUGUCCACAUGUGGCGUGUUCAAAGUCAAUCUUGUAGACGGUCCAGAAAUAGAUUUCCUGCGUAAUAAUGAGAGUGUGAGAAAUCAAACACGAACUACGUCAGUGAGUGGAUGUUUUUAACAACCUUUCAGAGCUGGAGUGAUGCUAAUUCGUCAUCAUUUUUGACACGUUUGAAGUUAAAAUCACAGUUUUCUGAAUCGGAGGCAGCCAUUAACCCCCGGAAACACAGGCAAUGACACUAUUUCUGCAGCAAGCAAGGCUGGAAGAUUUUCUCUCUCAAGGCUCUUAGGAGAAAAUGUUGUUUGUGUGAAUGAUUUGUUUUGAUGUGAAGAGAGCUGAAACAUUAAUAUUCAGAGUGAGAUGAAAAUUCACAGUUGCCUUUUCACUGUGGACUGUGAAUGUGUUUUCCUAUCAUCAGUCAGACUCACAUAUGUGAUUAUGUAGAGUAUACAUAGGGGUUAGUUAAUAUCAGAUUGUAUUACAUUUUAUUUAAGGUGCACAAAUUAGCAAACAAAAAACAGAUAUUCUGUGUUUGUAGAGAAGAUAAUCAGUCCUUGUUAUUUGAUCACAUAGACUGGACUUUUCUGGUUUUACCUUUUAGUGGUACAGUCUUUAGGAAAAACAGGAUUUCACUUCUUAUUAAGAUGCAGAAAAAAACAGAAAAACAGAUUGGGCACCAGUCAAACUUUUCAAGUAGACAUCAGGGUCUUUGAGCCGUUUGUAUAACAUGAAAAACUCUCAAAGUGCUGCGGUACCAUCUGCUUUACCUUCACCUACAGUGCAGUCUUUGGUGAAGUUUGACGCCAAUGAGAAGGUUAAGUGUCCCCCGCUUUCAGGACUCAAGCCUCUUUACAUAAAGGGUAAACCACAAGGCCAAACUGGUGGGCAACAGAGUGUGCGUGUUUUUUAAAUGUAUCUAUUUUACAUGAUUUAGACCUAAAAUACCCAAAGUGAGGACUCAGGACCACCUGGGGGUCACAAAAUAACAGAUACUGACAUUAUUAUUGCAUGUUUAAUCCAUUACUGUGAAAUGAAUUCAACAAUGAAAAAGUUCAGUAUUAAACCACACAAAAAAGUAAAGAGUUAACUGCUUUACUUCACUGACACAGGACAACAGAGGGGAUUAUGAUAGAUCAGAUCGGACAGAUCAUCAGUUUAUUUAAAAUAGAUGUUAGACAUUUGUGUCACUACUGCAAGUUUGAAACAAAUAUUUAAGUUAUGUGUUGAACUGCAGAGAGUUAGAUAGAAAAACACUCAAGGACAGACACAUGAGGAUUGACGCGUGAAGCAUGUGACAACUCUGAGUCUCUGUCUAUGAAUGGAUACUUCAGCCUUUCUGAGCUCAAAACGAUUUUGAUUUUAUUUGAAAUAAGCUGAAAAAAAAACAAAACGAAAAAAUACAUACUUCUCGUUCCGUGAUGUUGCGUUAACUUUUUCACUCGCAGACUUUCCUUCAUUUCAAACUGAGCUGAAUUUAUAUGGAUUCUGAGAACAGCAGGGUAGUCAUGUGCAUGAUUCAUGCUGUUACAUGUCCUAAAUGAAUGACAUGUAGUUUUUGAGUAGUUGUAUUUCCUUGUGCAUAAUGGCGCAACUCUUCUAUUUUCAACGCUUUUGCUAGAAUCUCACCUUGACAUCUGGAAUUAUCUGGAGUCAGUCCAGCUGAAAAAGCCGAGCCACAGCCUUUAAAAAUUAUUACAUGGGACAGACCAAAAACUUUGAAAACUGUUAUCUAACCUGUUAGGGUUAGGGUUAAAAUGAAAUGCAUUUUAACUGAAGGGAAGGAAAGAAUAAAAAGUCCCUUUCGAUAUACUUUAUCCAAGGAUGUGACAAAAGAGGGAAAACUUGCGGUGGUCAAAAUUUCAGCACAAAAAUCAAAAAUAAAAGCUGCUGCCGGUAUAAUAAUCUAAUUUUAACUGGUUUACGUUGGCUCUUGUCAAGGUCCACCAGUUGGAGUCAGCUGAGGUCACACAAACAAAUAAAAAGGCUCAAAAGAAGUGAUUCAGGCCGGAAAAUUGGAGACACUCUGUAUAACAAAUUGAUGAAAGAGAAAAUUCCUCAGCCUUUGGGUUAUUUUACUGCAUGUCACAACGAAGGCCUUCACAUCAAAAGAAACCUGCUCAGGGGACUUUCAUUGAAAAAAGAUAGGUUGGCAAUUUAUUCUCACCAUUAUUAGGUCGUACUGUUUGGACACUGUUGUAAAGGUAAUACAAAUAGGUGGUAUGCAAAUCACUCAGAUCCUUUUUAAUUAAAAAUAGGACAAAGAUAACUUGUCAAAUGUCAAAAGUGAAAUAUCAUUGGUUUUAUGAAAAAUAUGUGCUGAUUAUACUUAUUAGGAUAAUUUGCAACAUGACUGCAACAUUAUCUACAGCACAUUGGUGAAAUCUCUGUACAUAAGGGACAAGGCAGAAAACUAGCACUGAAUGCCCCAACAUGGGCGCAAAAUCACAACUGCCCUGUGGUCUAACAAAACAAAAUAGGACAUAAUUUUUAGAAAUUACAGCUCCAGACUGCAAUUUGCUCACGUUACAGCAUUACUCUGUCCUGGAAGAGUCUGGGUGCUUAAUUGGCUGGUUGGCAGUUCUCAUUUGUAACCCAUUUCAAACAUUUGGCACAUCAUGAAAACAAAAUGAAGCAGGAGAGACCCAAACUGUUGAACGGCUGAAAUCCUUUAUCAGGCCAGAAUGGAAAAAUGAUUUCAUUUAGAAACUCACUAAUGACAGCUAAAAGAAGAGGUGAUGUAACACAACAGUAAACAUCCUCCUGUCCCAACGAUUUUGGAAAUGAGUUCCUGGUAUCAAAUUUAAAAUGAGCUUUUAUUUUUCAUUAAAAAAACUGAAUUUUCAGGUUUAGUAGUUUAUUCUGAAGCAGCAAUAAGAGGUCUGUGCAAUGACUGUCGCUCAGUGCAUUUACAUGCACAGCUUAAUCAGACUAAACUCAUAUUUUUUUUGCCAAAUCAGACUUUUCUUCUUGUCCGCGUAUACAUGCAGCUGAGAAAAUCGAACAUGUCCUUCUCCCCCAAACUAGGGGGUGAUAUGGGUCUUUUCAGCAGCGCUGUUUAAGACCCCAUACAGCUGUCAACAACAACAGCAGGUCUGUGCCAGAUGUCAGAAGUGGUUACAGCUGCUGCUGGGCAUUUUUGAGCAGGAAGAUGGAGCAUCGUACAGUGUUGUUUUUGUCGUACAUUAUGUACAUGCUACUUUUUCUUCAGAUGAGGUGCACGCUUCUCCUCUUUGGUGUUUUUGUUCCAGGGUUACAGGGGCAUGGUGCAUUGUCCGAUCUUACUCCGACUGUGCCGGUUACAUGGUAGAGAAAACCGAAUUCUAAUGAUCUAAUUAUCUGUAUGUCUUAAUCAGAGUGCUCUCAAACUCAUGCAAUUCAGUUGUCCGGUCUCAAUCAGUGUAGGCAAUUAUUUGUUUUUCUCAAGUGUCAUAUAAAUGUACUGACUGUGUGUCCUCUCAGACAACGGAAAAACAUCAGGUUAGGACAUCGGGUUCUGGGCAUGUCCUUGAGAGAAGAUUCAGCUGGUGAUAUCCUGAUUUGACUUCUUGGCUGUGAACUGUAUUUAGGCUCACCAAGCACUCACACUCCAUUUGUCACACAUGUUGUCCGCACGCUGCCUCCCAUCUGCCAGAAGUGGUGCAUUAACUCAUAAACAACCAAAUUGAUUUUGCUGAUGGAACAGACAGAUAACUGCGGGCCGUUGUGUUACCGCCUCCUCACAUCAUCAUCAGUCUUUGCAUCGUACAGAGUGUCUGUAGAUUUAAAGAUUCUGAGUUUUUACUGCUUUGACUCAUGUGUACAUGUAACCAGUGACUCAUCAUUUCUUUUGUGCAGUGGAUAUAACAGAAAUUUAUAUUAUCUCAUUUAGCGGCUUAUAUGUGCCGACAGCAAUAAUGAUAGAGGAAGUGAAUCUACAAGAUCUGGAAUUGACCCAUAAAUUACAGUUUACUAUAUUGAUACAGGCAAAUUUGGCUUUUACCUAAAACCUACUUCAUACAACUUCCUCAUAUCUUGAGUCUUACUUUGCAUCCAGAUCCAUAACGUUGGGUUGGCCAUGCAAAAAUUGUUCUUGCUCCCUGACACUAACAGGGCUCUUUGUCAUCAUGAUUCCUCGAGGUGGGGAUUUAGAAGAAAAAAAGAGCAACUGCAACAAAGCAGAAUCAGUCAGCUAAUAAAACAAACAAAGACAUGGUCACAAUGUGCACUAAAAGGCUUUACAUCCUUGGCUUCGACUGCUGCAGAGAAAAACAUUGAAAAUACCUGAGAGACUGAACAAGAAAGGCCAUUCAUGAUUGUUCAUGCCACUUAAAAUCACAAUACAAAGCAAGAGGAAAUAGUCAGGCAGAGGAGCGCUGAGUAUCAUUAUAGAAUACAGACCGUCUUCAGCUUUGAAAGACCGUGCUUAUGUGCAGAGUGUUCACAGCAAGACUUCACCCAGUCAGGAAAAACACCCAGCUCUCUCUUUUUAAACUUCAGGACACUGCUAUCGAUGAUGUUAAUCACCACGAUAUUAAAAAUUAUGACCCUGACCCUUUGAGGAUGUUGCUGGUUUUGGAGACGGAUAUUCAUGAUGAUCAUGAUACUGAUGACUCUAAUGUUGAUCAUAAUGGUAAUGAUAAAACUUUGCACUGCUGCCAGGUCUUGGAUCUGACCAGUUUUAACUGCUUUAAAAAAAAUGUUGAUUAAGUUUCCUUUAAGAACUCAACAAAUGGAAGCUGUAGUCAGAGAAGACAAGAUGACUUUGAGGUAGAGCUGGGCGAUAUGGCCUCAAAUCAAUAUCAAGAUACAUUGAGCAGUUCACAUCGAUAACGAUAAAUGGAUGAUAACUACUCCACAAGCUGCUCACCCUCUCCAGCAUUAACUUCCUCUACUUCAGACUGGAUGGGGUGGAGUCACAUCUCUGACAUAGGACAGCUUCUCCAAGGGACAUGAGACCACAGCCCACCUACACACAUCCAAAACCAACUUUUAUUUAUGUUUUUGACACCGAAUAUACAGAUAUGGGCAAAAUGAUUGUUAUUGUUGUAAAUUUCGGUAUCUGUAAACUUUCGGUUGAUCACCCAGUCCUACUUUGAGGAUAACAAUUCAGUCUAAGCGUGUAGAAGCUUCAUUACAGCUGAUUUUAAGGUCAGGCACUUAAAAACAUUAAAUUGCAGGGGGUCAAAAUGUUGUGGCUGGUUGUUGUGUGUAUGUGGCAAGUGAUGUGUGAUAUGGCGAAAUUCAGCCCAAUUUCAAAAUCAUGUGACUUAAAAACCAAAUCAGAAUUGACUCUUAAUUUAGUAAAACAACAAAAAUAACAAGAUAAAUGUUCACAAAAACAGGGCAACACUUGCUUUUAAUGUCAUUUUGUCGGAGUAUUUGAUUCCUGUAUUUAUUAUGGAUAUGAGAACAUUUUUAUCAAAUGUAACUUUAAUUCGAGAAGAGUCGAAACUGUAAAAUUUGCAUAAAAAUGCAGUUUUCAUUAAUGUAUUGGACAGGGUGUCGGAUUUCUUUAGAGGAAGUUUUUAUCUGUGUUGCUUCUCUCAAUAUCAGAUCGAGCUCAUUGUCUGAUUUCAGCUCCUAACUGGAGGUACAUUGUGUCUUUUCUCUCUUUCAGGUGGAAAACAAAAGCUCUUCACAGCCAAGAAAAGAUUUUUACACAAUAGAGAGAAUCCCUGAAAGAAGAACAGCCUUCUCGAUGUCUGACCUGCAGAUCACAGAGCCUGAAGACCAGAUCAGCCACCAAGUGAAGGAUGCUGCCACAUCUUUUCGCACUUCUGAGGGGAGGAUGAAUGCUUUUGAAACUCAUAUUUAG
Molecule: messenger RNA, 36325 nt
Organism: Xyrichtys novacula (pearly razorfish)
Lineage: Eukaryota; Metazoa; Chordata; Actinopteri; Labriformes; Labridae
Source: the annotation of a GenBank genome assembly